Messenger RNA from Tympanuchus pallidicinctus (lesser prairie-chicken), 3455 nucleotides. RefSeq names its product kelch like family member 42 (gene KLHL42). Gene Ontology annotation, molecular function: protein binding. Bases 16 to 1521 code for a protein of 501 amino acids. The record is from RefSeq and is a predicted model, not a curated record. The transcript is spliced from 3 exons. NCBI's taxonomy places the organism in Eukaryota, Metazoa, Chordata, Aves, Galliformes, Phasianidae.
GUUUAGGGGGUCGCGAUGUCCCUUGCGGAGCGACAGCGAAUGGAGGAAGAGGAGGGGGAAGGAGUCGGCGGCGGGGAGGAAGUGGUUCAGAUCCGGUUGGGGGACAAGUGCUACCCGGUGUGCAAGAGGAAGCUGAUCGAACAGAGCGACUAUUUCCGAGCCCUGUACCGUUCGGGUAUGCGGGAGGCAGGGCAGGGCCAGGAAGAGCAGCUGUUGCGCGGAGGGCUGAGCGCGCUAGGACUCGAGCUGGUGCUGGACUUCAUCAACACUUCCUGCCUGGCCUGGUUGGAGCAGGAGGGUGAGGAGGAGCCCCCUCUGCUAGAGGAGCUGGUGGAGGCCGCCUCCUAUCUGCAGGUCACUCCCCUGCUGCGCUUGCUGCUCUCCCAGGUGCGACUGGGCAACUGUCUGGAGCUACACCACUUGGCCCAGGUCUAUGGCCUGCAGGACCUGCACGAUGCCUGUUUGGACUUCAUGGCUUCCCAUUACCACCAGGUGCUGCGCAGGCCCGAUACCCACCUCCAUCUGCCUCACGCUCUCCAACAGCACCUGAAGGAGAGGCGGAUGAGAGGCACUGCCACUCUGGUGGCCAUUGGGGACUUCAUGGGUACCUCAUCCCUGGGCCUGUCCCCAGGCUGUCACCCACAGCCAGAGGCCCCGUGGUCCAUGCUGAGGUACAACGAGGAAGCAGAGCAGUGGCUACCCCUGGCCAACAACCUACCUCCAGAUCUGGUGAAUGUGCGAGGCUACGGGUCGGCCAUGCUGGACAACUAUCUCUUCAUCAUUGGGGGGUACCGGAUCACCACCAGUCAGGAAAUCUCAGCUGCCCAUUGUUACAACCCUUGCCUAAAUGAGUGGAGUCAGCUGGCUUCAAUGAACCAGAAGAGGUCAAAUUUUAAGCUGUUGGCUGUAAAUGGAAAGCUCUAUGCCAUUGGCGGUCAAUCCCUUUCCAAUGUGGAGUGCUAUAACCCAGAAAAUGACUGGUGGAGUUUUGUAGCAUCCAUGCCAAAUCCUCUUGCAGAAUUCUCAGCUUGCGAGUGCAAGGGCAAGAUUUACGUUAUUGGAGGAUACACCACACGAGAUAGGAAUAUGAACAUCUUGCAAUACUGUCCUACUUCUGAUUCUUGGACCAACUUUGAACUCUGUGAUGUCCAUGUUCGGAAACAACAGAUGGUCUCUGUUGAAGAAACAAUCUAUCUAGUAGGAGGUUGUAUUCAUGAACUUGCACCAAACCAAAAGUCCAGCCAAAGUGAAGAUGUGUUAACUGUGCAGUCUUAUAACACUGCUACCAAAGAAUGGCUCUACCUCAAAGAGAACGCAUCAAAGUCGGGUCUUAACUUGACUUGCACUCUACACAAUGAUGGAGUUUAUAUAUUGAGUAGGGAUAUUACUUUAUCUACGAGCUUGGAGCACCGUGUUUUUCUGAAGUACAAUAUAUUUACAGACAGCUGGGAGUCACUGAGACGCUUUCCAGCCUUUGGACAGAACAUACUGAUCUGUUCUAUGUAUUUGCCUGAUGUGUGAGAUGUGUAAUGGCAUCAGGUUUUUCUUUGCAGCUCAUUAAUCAUUCUCAGAAGACAUAUUACUCCUUCUGUGUAAUUCCAGUUUCAGAAUGUAAUACCUAUGUGAUUGCAUAACAUAGGUAUAAAAUACAGAUUCUUCUCUUAAAAAGUUUCGAAAUCCGUUAUUAAGAGCAAUAGCUCUAGAAAUGGUUCUAAGGUUUCAGUUUAAUUUUCUUUUAUUUUGUAUUUAAAUUUCACUUAAACAUAAAUUUUUAUGUUGGUAACUAAUGAAGGAUAUAGUUCCAAAGGCAAAACUGGUUAUUCUCAUUUUAUUCUCCAUCAUUAUAGACAACGCAGAAGAGAGAGUACACAUGGUGAAAGUGACUAUCAUUAAAUAAAAUAAAUGCUAUGUAAAAUACUGUAUAUAAGAGAAAUCAAAAAAGGAAUUUUUUUAAAAUACAAUUUUUACACAAACUGUGUUCUAUUGAACGCAUAAUGUUAAAAAUUGCUUACACUCUCAUGUUAUUCUCUCUUCUACAGUCACAAGUGAGAGUUUCAAGGGUUCCAGCAAGUAGAUAUCACCAAGAAACAUCCCCUGAGUUUUUUUUUUCAUAAAAUGCUUCACGAGGGACUGGGAAGAAUUACCUGGAGACUGAAGUUUCUAUCUGGAUUUUAGACAUUGCUUUAAUGGCAGUUAGCAGAAUUUAUGGUUGCCAUUAUGACAAAGGUAAAAAGUCUGCAAAUUCAAAUGAAGGAGUUUGCUCAUCUUUCAGAAGAUAUUCAGUUUUAGUUAUCCUGUUUUCUGCAGUGCUGAAUGUUAAAAAUCAAAUUAUAGAAACAAAGAAACAGGUGUUAGCAGCAAGCUGCGUUGUAGGAAGAUAUACAUGAGUACACACUGCGGUGAAUCUGCAGCAGGCACUUACUGCUUGAUAACAGUCACCUAGGGCAAAAGAGGAGACUGAAUCACUUGAUGGUCAGGGUUCAUUUUGUAAACAACUUCCUUAUGACACCAGCUCUAACAGGUGUAUGUGGAUGUUGACUUUCUUGUUUUACCAGUAGCCUGAUAGAUAAAACCAGUUUGCUACCUGAAGUUUGUUAGUUUCUCCAAAGAACAUAAGGGAAUAGUCGCCGUAGAUUCUCAUUUGUGUUUCCUAGAUUCUACGUAUUGCUUGAGACUCUUCUCUUUUUGGAGCCUUCCUCCUGAAGGCCUUGGUUGUUAUCACGGGAAGGUUUCACAACUGCAGCCUUUGGGAAAGAGAGAACCGGAUUAGGCAUAUAUUGAACAGAUUGCACUGAUGUUGAUUUUGUGCCAGCUCUUUCUCAAAAUGAUGAUAUGUUAUUCACUUGAAUAUGUUCAAGGGGAGAUAUUUUUUCCCGCUUUUGAAAUUCAAGAAUCUGAAUUGACUUUUGAAAAUGGAUGCCUAUUGUGCAGAGAAGGAAAAGACUGCAAUGGUUCCCCCAAGGUUCUUUUAACUCCCAUCUUUUCCAUGGUCUUGAAAUAAAUUGAAGCUAAAAGAACUAUCAGACAACUAUCUCUCACACAUUUUGUGCUUAGGUGCGUAACUUUGAUGCUUCUGAUCAUGUAUAGCAACCCAAAUAGAAAAUUCCAGGAAACUCUGUUUGUCUAGUGUGGACACUAACCAAGGUACUUUGAAUAUCCAGAAUUAACCUUCUGGGUGGUAUUUUUGCAGUCUGGCAGAGCAUGUUAUGCUUAAGCCCCAGAUAGUGUCUGCCAUUCAUCUGUAUGCAUGAAUUUCACGAGUUUUAGCCUUUGUCUAUUUGUUAGUUUUCAUUCCUUUGAAAACUUCAUGCACUGAGCGGCUGCUGUGUUAUGACAGUUGCAUCAGACCAAACAAUGGCUUUUCUACAAUGAAGAAAUAGGGUGACUUUCCUAAAAUUCUUAAGUGAUUUGUUUUUAACUUUUAUAAGUGUUUUACAAUAAAUAUAAGCACUGUU